Molecule: messenger RNA, 1266 nt
Organism: Hypoxylon trugodes
Lineage: Eukaryota; Fungi; Ascomycota; Sordariomycetes; Xylariales; Hypoxylaceae
Exons: 3
Coding region: 371-979 (202 amino acids)
Source: RefSeq, a predicted model, not a curated record
CCAAUGAUAUACCGGUGUAGCCUGCAUACAUGUACAUCGUAGCAAUCUACAUAAACCUAAGGCAGUACGUACAUAUGUACCUAGAUACCUGGCUUCCAACCUUCAAUGUUGGAAGUGCAUAUUAGUUCGGAGUUUCCGUAUUUCAUCGUUACACAAAUUACGCAGCGCCUUUCUUUUCUUCUGCUGUCUUUCCUUGCUUAUAUGUAUGCUUGAUACCUUCCCAUACCCAUCAACCCCUCAUCUGCUACCUGCCAUCGUAAGGCUUCGUAGCAUUUAUUUUAUUCUCGUUACAACAUUUGUUUGAAACGAACCUGAACAUAGAAACCGCGCGGUCGUCAGUGUGCUAAAGUAGUUAUUCGAAUCCGCUAAGAUGUCAUCUAUCCCCGAUGCUUCAGAUGGAACGACGAAGCAGCAGCCUCCGCAGGUCGCUGCUGGCCUUCCUAAUACCACCACCUAUUUGACCGGCUACAAUGACAAGGGUAAAGCAAUCGUAUACUCGACGCGUCCCUCGAGCUGGGAGCCAUUCGAUGGCGGUGCUUUGGGAUUCAACCAGAUAUAUACCAAUGUGUCCCCGCCAGAUCUGAAUGGAGAUGCUGAUAUUAAAUUUCACGAUGACGCAAUCGCAGGAGGGAAACUUGGACUUGUCAGUAAAGAUGGGGUCGUUUGCCGAAUGGUUGACUUCAGCCCUCAGUACGAGUGUAUAAUGCAUCGUACCAAGUCUAUGGACUUUGGCAUCGUCGUCGAGGGCGAGGUCGAUAUGGUAUUAGACGAUGGUAGUGCCACGCGGAUGAAACGUGGUGACAUAGCUGUCCAGCGCGCUACCAUGCAUGCCUGGCGCAAUCCGAGCACUACAGGAUGGGCUCGGAUGGUAUUUGUUUUGCAAGACUGUAAACCGUUAAUCUUCAAUGGGCAGAAGUUGGGAGAGGAUCUCGGAGAUGGUUACACGGGAUUACCUGCGAGUGGAAACGACGACGAGUAGUAACCUGGAUGGAAUUCAUGAGCUUGGCAUGUUAUGAAUGCAUUUAAGAAACAAAGGGCCAUAAGUGUGUAUGUGAGUUGUGAGAGAUGAAUAUAUAUAUCAAUGAAUCUCCAUCAACCUGUUCGUGUAACGCGACGUUUAAUUAUUUAGCAUAUUACUUCGUACGUUGUGACUGUUUAAUGCUGAAGCUACAAACUUGAGGACAUGUUGGGUACAUGUACUUUUGAUAGAUUUCUUUUGAUCUUAUAUUAUUGGCCAAUUGAUUUGGAUGGAAUGGUUAAACUCCG